UGGGCUACCAUACAAAAUGCCCUCUCCGGCUCCGAGUCCACCAACUGACCCGUCCCAAGUAUCAGACGGCCUUGCAGAUUGGACGAGCCGCCUCCCAAUUCAAGAGGCCACUUUCCAAAAACUCACUAGCUUGCGCUACCUUUUCUACAGUACGCAGUUCAUCCGUUCCGGGGUACCAACUACUGCCUGGAACGCUAUUCUCCUCGGGCAUCGCGAGAGGUCUCUCCAUGAUGCUACAUAUAUGGAAGUUCAGGCUGGCAUAUGUGACCUUUUUGAAUGUUGUGUCUCAACAUACAACGAUUACGGCUUUGGAUUGAUCGAUACGGGGUCAUUCUGGAUGGUGGUUUGGAGUCGCCUGCAGAAACUUCAAGGAUCAGAAACCUAUGACUUUUAUACCCACAGAUAUCUCCCACAUAUCGUGCACUUCUACGCUAAAUCGAGAGAGCUUGGGCAAAGAUACUCAGUGCCGAGCGACUAGGAAGAGACCGUCGACACGAAGUACUUCCUCCAGCGACUAAUAGAUACCUGGAAUAGAAAGACCUUCUUCCAAACGUACUGGGAUCCCCACACAGGCGUCAGUCAUCAGAUAAGAAGACUGGGAUUCGUCACCGACGACGAAUACUGGUAUGCAACUUUAGUGCUGAAUCAAGCGAAUCACAAUUCCACUUCGGAUCCGAGUUUCAAGUCAAACACCAGCUCAAAGAAAUCCCAACAUGAUAAACCAGAGAGCAUCACUUCCUCCGUGAAAAUCACUGUCCAUACAGGCCCCAAAGUCGAUUCUAACUCUGAUGGAAGUUCCAAAUAUAGUAGCCAACCUAACUCCUCUGAGGAGUUCGAAAAUGUAUCUCCUCCUACAUUUGACUCCCUUGAAAGAGAGGAUGAGUAUUUGGAGAUAGACACUUCUACAGAGACAGAUACUUCUUCAGGAGGUAGCAGUUCGCCGGAGUCAAUAAUAUUUCCCUCGAGUACUUUUAAGAACAGAACAAAACGUGAAACGAGCGUCUGGAAAUACGUGAGAGACAUUGCAUACCAGUUUCGGCCGAGGAAAUCAUAGGUUACGCUGGCCAUAGCAUAGCAUGGACAUUACGUCUUACAAUGGCUAGUACGAAUUUGCAUUGCUCAACAGCAGCGAUUGAUUCUAGGUUAGCAGUGUAUAUAGACAGAAUAGCGAUUCAUUGAGUAAAUGCG
Molecule: messenger RNA, 1188 nt
Organism: Annulohypoxylon truncatum
Lineage: Eukaryota; Fungi; Ascomycota; Sordariomycetes; Xylariales; Hypoxylaceae
Exons: 1
Coding region: 17-478 (153 amino acids)
Source: RefSeq, a predicted model, not a curated record